GUUCUCCCAAUCACUCAAAAUAGUGGGGUCCACAUGUCGAGUAUGUGGCGCGUCGCUCGUUGGGCCGCCGUCCAGCGCCGCCACUUCAGCGCGAAGAAGACGCCUGCGUUCGAGUUCAAUUCGGCCGCGGAGUACUACACCUACCUGAACGAGCACCAUAGCCGACUGCCGUGGGGCUUCUCCGUCGGCAACACCACGUUCAAGUUUGUUCCGCAGGAGGCGCCGCACCUGCCGGCGCAGAUGACUCUGACGUUGAUCAAGCCUCACAAACCCACGUCUCUCUUUGGUGCCGUCUUCACGCAAAACGCGUGUCCUGGCGCGCCGAUCAAGGUCGGGCGCAAGCGGCUGGCAGAAGACACGCUCGGGGCCAUCAUCGUCAACAACAAGAUCUCCAACGUGUGCGCGAACGGCGGCGGCGUCGGCGACGCGCAAGAGGUUUGUGAUGCCAUCGCGCAGCACUUGGACUUACGGGGAUCCCAAGUUCUGCCCAGCAGUACCGGCGUGAUCGGAUGGCGUCUGCCCGUGGAGCCCAUCAUCAACGCCCUGCCCAGUCUCGUGGAAUCGCUGCAAGACACGUCCAUCUUGCCUGCUGCGUCGGGUAUCAUGACCACGGAUUUGUACCCCAAGAUCCGAUCCGCCGACGUGUGCGGCGGUCGUAUCGUCGGCAUCGCCAAGGGUGCAGGCAUGGUCGAGCCCAACAUGGCCACGAUGCUAUCGUACAUCCUCACGGACUUGUCGGUGCCGCGCGAGUUGCUGCGGCAGUUGCUGGCCGAAGUCGUCGAACAAACGUACAACUCGAUGAGCGUCGACACGGACGAGAGCACGUCCGACACGCUGGCGAUCGUGUCGUCGGAUCAGAUUCCAUUUGACGUGGACGACACGGACGCAUUCAGAGCCGCUUUGUACGACGUGUGCGCGGGGCUGUGCGAAGACAUUGUGCGCAACGGCGAGGGCGCCCAUCAUGUGAUGCGCGUGGUCGUGACGGGCGCCGCGGACGAAGUGCAGGCCAAAGGCGUCGGCAAGUCGAUUGUGAACUCGCCGCUGCUCAAGUGCGCCGUGGCAGGGAACGAUCCCAACGUUGGCCGCCUCGUCAUGGCGGUGGGCAAAUACAUGGGAAAGCACUACAAGGGCGUGCAGCACGUGGCGGAAACCAUGACCAUCAGCAUGGGGGGAUUGCGCAUUUUUGAGUGUGGCGAGUUCACGCUCAAUGGGGACGUCGAGAAGGAGCUCGUGCAGCACAUGAAGAAGGCGCAGCUGACCGAGACGACGCGCGGCGGCGUCGAUCACACCUCCCGCGACUACCCCCCUCAUGACCACAUGGUGGAAAUUCAAGUGGAUUUGGGGCUCGGCAACGCCACCGCAAAAGUCCUCGGGAUAGACCUCACCCACGAAUAUGUGGCCAUCAACGCCGACUACCGCUCGUAGCGUAAAUGAUCAACCUUGUGGUAUUUUUCGUUGCUCUCAGGACCGCGAUUUCAAUUAUUGUGAAAAGGAGUCCUGAUUCAAGCAAUGACCAAUUGAGUACACUUUAAACUGUCCGAGCACCAUAUAUUGGUCAUCUAUGUACGUUAAGCUGACUCGUCGAACGUUGGCAAUCUUAUCAAUAUCAAUCCACCUUGUCCUGCC
This is a messenger RNA of Aphanomyces astaci, 1626 nucleotides long. RefSeq names its product arginine biosynthesis ArgJ, mitochondrial. Gene Ontology annotation, molecular function: L-glutamate N-acetyltransferase activity, acting on acetyl-L-ornithine as donor; L-glutamate N-acetyltransferase activity, acting on acetyl-CoA as donor. The transcript is spliced from 5 exons. The record is from RefSeq and is a predicted model, not a curated record. Bases 34 to 1425 code for a protein of 463 amino acids. NCBI's taxonomy places the organism in Eukaryota, Oomycota, Saprolegniomycetes, Saprolegniales, Verrucalvaceae. Gene Ontology annotation, biological process: L-ornithine biosynthetic process; L-arginine biosynthetic process.